Fusarium keratoplasticum is the source of this 2076-nucleotide messenger RNA. RefSeq names its product Uds1 domain-containing protein. NCBI's taxonomy places the organism in Eukaryota, Fungi, Ascomycota, Sordariomycetes, Hypocreales, Nectriaceae. The transcript has 3 exons. The record is from RefSeq and is a predicted model, not a curated record. The coding region runs from base 1 to 2076 and encodes 691 amino acids.
AUGGCUCACAUUGCCAAGUGCAUCGUCGAUAUCGACGCCAACCAUAUAACUAAGCCACCGUCGCAGCCUGCAAACGAGCUGAAAACAUCCCCCCAGCCCGAGAAGCCCUUCACCUGGAGAAUGCAGCAACCCGAGCCAUCCAGGAAGUAUCAGCUCUUCCCCAAGGAGAGGCGAUUGCCCAUCCUGAACAGUGGCAAGAACCCGGAAUCUGAGAAGGCUGCCCCGGCUCCCGCCGCCCCUUCAGCCUCGACAAACGAAAAAGCAGAGAAACAAUCGGUUCCCAAUAGCUUCAAGAAGAGACUCAACCAGGCCAGCUUGGUCCGACGCCGCAAGAUCAGUGUGCCCGAGGUUGGACCUAUGACAACUGUUCAAGAGCUUUCAAUGGACUCACCAACCAUUCCUGGUCGCCCGCCGUUUCACGAGCGCUCUAUUAGUGCUCCAGGCCACUCAAGCAGGAAGCACCAACUUACGGAUACCUUCCUUUAUAUCUCUAGCGAUGAUGAAGGCCCUGAUCCUCGCGAGGAGAAAGAGUCUCGCCAUCCAAUGCCUCAAGGCUCGAUCCCCAUCUCGCCCAAGCAUCUUGCCCCAUUGGUCAUCCCCAAGUCUGAUGCACACUCGCCCCUACUCCGACGCCAGCAAUCUCUCAACUACUUCCCCACGAGGAAUGAUUCGCUUAGAACUGGCCGUAACAAUGUGUCACCCAGAAGCCGAACUCCUUACACUCCCGCUUCCUCGAUGCCCGAUCUCACAACUCCCAAAUCAGCAUCGACCAAUGGAGCUUCUACUGGAGCGCUACCAACUCCAGUUUCGGCACCGAUAACCGAAUCCCGACCUGCGUCCCCCAAGCCUGCAGAGGGCCGUUUCACUCCCACUUUGACGGCUGAACCGAGCAGCGUCUUUCGGGGUCACCGAAGGGGCGGCUCUGAAUCAUCGAGCAUGACGGACCGAGGUCGCCCACGAAAGAGGCCCGACUUGCGCACUAACAACGGACCAAUUAUCCAGAGGACAGAGUCCAAGAGGAGCAAGAGCUCUGAGAAGAAGGCUUUUGAGAAGCUCCCCACUGGUGUGAAACAAGCGGACGCCACACAACAGCUCGAACAAUCGGAGCUUGAUUUGCUUCAGAAGCAAGCCUUUGCUCAAGUGGGGCGAUUCGAGGUGCUCAAGUCGACAGACGUUGAGGCUCUAUCAAAGGAACUUCGUCACUUGGAUGAGAGAACCGAGUACCUCCGUCGUACCUACAAUGCUCUCCGUGUAGGCCGCCGAAACCUCCACUCGCGUAUCUGCCAGUAUCUGCGCUCUCCUCGCGUGGCCAAGUUUAGCCACGACUCGAUGCUGAAGCAAGAGGAGGCGCUUGCCGAGCUGGAUGCUUCUAUUGACGACUGGGUCAACAAGCUGGAGCAGGCAGAGAACCGACGCACUCGUGUUCGUCAAAAGCUUCUUGAGCACGUUGCGGCAGCUGCUUGUCUCCCUGUCGGCGGACUGCCCAUGACACCCGAGCCACAGCAGCAACAGGCACCGAGCAGCACUCCCUCUUCAGGUGUCGGCAACAUCUCGACACCGCCCCGAAGCCCUUCUAAGGAUACCUUCACAUCUCCUCACAGCACAAGCAGCCCACACAACUCGCCCUCGCCCCAACGUGUUGUGGCUCAAGUCCCAAGCACCAUCCUGGAGCAGCCUGUCAUUGAGGAGGCAGAGACACAGGAGGAGGAGCCAGAGGAGCGCCCAACAGCCAUGGCAUCUUUGAAGCGAUCCGACGUUGAGAGCAUUCGCAUCUAUGCCGGAGACGACGUUUAUGCCCUCUUGGCUGAUGUUGAGAACGAAAUCACUCUGAUGAGCAAGCAAGCCAGCGAACCCCCAUCGGCAGUCGACAUGAUGGAGACUAAACGGAUCGCACUCCAUCGUCAACGAAGCCACGAGAUGCUCAAUGGCUUGUCUAUUGAUAACUAUGCCAUGAAGCGAAGGGAUAUCUCUGAGCCCAGAGCAGUGUCUCCCUUGGCAUCGCCCCCAACGACCCGUGAAAGCGAGCCUGCUGAGGACGACAUUCCCCUUCUUACGAAUACUGUCUACAAGCCUUGA